Molecule: messenger RNA, 606 nt
Organism: Paracoccidioides brasiliensis Pb18
Exons: 2
Coding region: 1-606 (201 amino acids)
Source: RefSeq, a predicted model, not a curated record
AUGGGCAUCACUUGGGAUAAAAAGGCAAUCGAGCGGAUUAUCGGCGCAUUGUUGGUAGCUCAUCCAGGUUUUACUCCUGACUACAAAACCAUGGCUGUUUACUUUGGCCAAGGCGCCACUUAUGAUUCCAUGCAAGGUCGCUUUCGUGAAUAUCGCAGAAUUGCCGAAAGCAUGCGCCAGGAAAAUCCAGGCUCCAAAACACCCCUUCGCCGCACCCCUGGCAGUGGCCGUGUGAGCAAGUCGACUUCCAGUGCCAAGCAUAAUCAAAUGCAGACCCCAAUAACACCCUCCAAAUCUGGCAAAGGGAAACGCGGAUAUGGCAUUUCUGAUGCAAUCUUGAUUGAAGAAGAAUCUGAUUGUUUCAUCAAAACUGACAAUGGUCUUUCCCUUUUUGAAAAAGCCGCGGCAAACAGUACAGCAAACCUGGGGAUGAAGAGUGAAAACCGCUUCACUGAUACCAAUAGCCCCAGAGACGACUACAGCACUGCUAAUGAGUUUUUUUCGGGAUUGGAGAAUGCAGAGGCCCACACAGCAGACGGAUUCCAAGUUGAGGCGUUUUAUAACAAAGAUGUUGGGGGAUAUGUUGAGUGUGAUGAUGCUGUCUAA